GAGCGCCAAAUAUCCAGCACUACAAGUCUCCAACAGGGACACGGGAGAGAGGUUUGGACUCGAGUACGUUGAGCAAGGGUGCCGUGCUGUUCCUCUCGACUGGGAAAAGCACAGAUCUCAGAAGAGGACAGACAUGUCCGUAUUCCUGACCCCUCUCCCUGUUGAGAAAUGUCAACCCUCAGCAACACAGCUGCCGCCGACUGUCAGAUUUCCUGAUUCUGCAGCUCCUGCUACUGAGGCUUUAAAGAGAGAAAGCACUGAGGAGCCCCAGAUGGACAUAGAUCUGCCCUGCACACCUCCACUGCCUAUGACCGCCUCACCAAGAAGUGCACGCACGGGGCCUAUCAAGACUGGUGGCCGGGUCUUUGUGUUGGACCACAAUCGGUGGCCUGGCCCAAUGAGGGUGGCUAUGGAUGGUCUGCUUGCCAGGCAUCAUGGACAGAAGGACAUGCUGAAACUGGUGGACUUUGACUAUGCUUCCAUGGUGCAAAGUUCAUGUGCAGACCCCAACAGCCUGCUUCACCCAACCACCAAACACCACAUUGGAAGGUAUAUUAAACACCUGGCCAAAUUAAAAAACACCAGUUCCUCCCUUAACACCAGUCCUGAAAAGCUCUUGGAGACCCAACAACUGUGGCAGCACUUAACCAUGGGUAGUGACACAACCUGUGUCCCUGUAACAGCACUCCCACCUGCAGUUGUGAACCCACCCGCACUGCCCACACAAAAUGCUCCUUUACUGAAGCUGCCAUAG
This is a messenger RNA of Coregonus clupeaformis (lake whitefish), 754 nucleotides long. RefSeq lists its product as uncharacterized. NCBI's taxonomy places the organism in Eukaryota, Metazoa, Chordata, Actinopteri, Salmoniformes, Salmonidae. The transcript is spliced from 2 exons. The record is from RefSeq and is a predicted model, not a curated record. The coding region runs from base 134 to 754 and encodes 206 amino acids.